Messenger RNA from Otolemur garnettii (small-eared galago), 264 nucleotides. RefSeq names its product prolactin releasing hormone (gene PRLH). The transcript is spliced from 2 exons. Lineage: Eukaryota; Metazoa; Chordata; Mammalia; Primates; Galagidae. Gene Ontology annotation, biological process: G protein-coupled receptor signaling pathway; feeding behavior; response to peptide hormone. Bases 1 to 264 code for a protein of 87 amino acids. The record is from RefSeq and is a predicted model, not a curated record. Gene Ontology annotation, molecular function: prolactin-releasing peptide receptor binding; neuropeptide hormone activity.
AUGAAGGUACCCAGGGCCUGGCUCCUGUGUCUGCUGCUGCUGGGCCUUACCCUGCAGGUGGCUGCACAUCGCACCCACCAGCCCUCCAUGGAGACUCACGCCACCAACAUCAACCCUGCCUGGUACAGAGGUCGCGGGAUCAGGCCCGUGGGCCGCUUUGGCCGGAGGAGAGCAGCCCUGGGGGCUGUCCCCAAGCCUGGCCAUCAACCCCAGCUAGCCUGCUUCAACCUGGAAGACAUUGCUAAGUCCUCCCAGGAGGGGUGA